AUGGGGGCCCAGGGGGCUGAUUCCGACAUUCUUCUUCCCCUCCCCAGGAUUUUUGUCAAUUGCAGGUUGGUGCUGGGGAAGAUUCGCUGCUUUGGCUUUGACAUGGACUACACCCUGGCUGGUAGGGAGGGAGGGAGCAGGGUAUUUGGGGCUCGGGGAGCAGGGGGUAGGCACCAGCUGGCCUGGUUCUGCGUGGUUCCCACAGCCUACAAGUCCCCAGCCUAUGAGGCACUGGUCUUUGAGUUACUACUGGAGCGUCUGGUGUGCAUUGGGUACCCGCGUGAUAUCCUGCGCUACACCUAUGACCCCGCCUUCCCCACUCGGGGGCUGGUGUUUGAUGUGCUCUAUGGGAACCUGCUGAAGGUGGACACCCAUGGGAACGUGCGGCUGGGCACCCAUGGCUUCACCUUCCUCUCGGAGGCAGAGAUCUGGAGCUUCUACCCCAGCAAGUUCGUUCAGAGGGACAACCUGCAGAGGUUCCACAUCCUCAACACGCUCUUCAACCUGCCUGAAAUCUACCUGUGUGCCUGCCUGGUGGACUUCUUCUCUGGCUGCUCCCGCUACACCAACUGUGACACUGGCUAUCAGCAUGGGAACCUCUUCAUGUCCUUCCGAAGCCUCUUCCAGGACGUGAGUGAUGCCAUGGAUAAUGUCCACCAGUCGGGCUGUCUGAAGGAGAAGACCCUGGAAGACUUGGACAAAUACGUGGAGAAGGAUGUGCGAAUCCCCAUCCUGCUGGGUAAGAUGAAGGAAGUUGGGAAAGUAUUUCUGGCUAUAAACAGCAGCUACAACUACACGGAUGCCAUCAUGACCUACCUGUUUGGCAUUAGUGAGGCUGAAGGCUCAGCCAGGCCCUGGAGGUCCUACUUCGACCUGAUUGUGGUGGACACACAGAAACCCUGCUUCUUUGCUGAGGGGACGGUGCUGAGACAGGUCAACAGGGAUUCAGGCAAGCUCCGCGUGGGCACCUGCAUGGGGCCCCACCAGCACUGUGUAGUUUCCUCUGGAGGCUCUUCGGACACGGUGUGUGAGCUGCUCGGGGUACGGGGGAAGGAUAUCCUGUACAUUGGGGAUCACAUCUUUGGGGACAUCCUCAAGUCCAAGAAGUAGCAGGACUGGCGAACUUGCCUGGUGGUUCCUGAGCUGUUCCGGGAGCUUGGCAUCUGGGACCAAGAGAAGGGUGAGCUGUGUGUGGGGGGGCUUCAGGACCAGGUGGGGGGGCACCGGCCCCCAGUGCAGAGGCCUGCCCCUUCAUCAUCUUGUCCUCUUCCCUGUUGGGGGUUAGUAGUAACUGUGAUAAUAUUGUCCACUCUGUGGUUUAUGAGAGUGGAUCUACUUUACACAGAGGAAACAGAGAUCCAGAGAGAUCCUUCCUCCUUACCCACUCAGCACGAACUCAGGAUGCCUGCCCUCUCACACAGGUGUGCACACCCAGCCCAGCAACUCCACCGGGUGCCUGUGGAGUGUCCUCUGACCUCCAUGGGGUCUAGCGAGGUUGUGCCUGGAGCUUGGAGGCACUGUUCCUUUUCUCCUGGGUCAUGUGGCUGUUUUUGCACCAGGCACAUGGAUGGGAGCAGUUAUGGGCUGCAAGUUAUCAACUCCACCAAGAGGGAGAUUCAGGUUCCUGAGCCCAGUUACAGGAUUUUCCACAACCCCUGCAGAGCUCCACUUGUCCUUGUCUGCCAGCGCCCUCUGCUGGUCUAUUCUCCAAAUGACAGCACCGUGCGGCUGCAGGAGGACUGAGUUCAGG
Messenger RNA from Acinonyx jubatus (cheetah), 1750 nucleotides. It is a transcript of the gene NT5DC4, whose product is annotated as 5'-nucleotidase domain containing 4. The transcript has 14 exons. The record is from RefSeq and is a predicted model, not a curated record. Gene Ontology annotation, molecular function: 5'-nucleotidase activity. NCBI's taxonomy places the organism in Eukaryota, Metazoa, Chordata, Mammalia, Carnivora, Felidae.